This is a messenger RNA of Rhinolophus ferrumequinum (greater horseshoe bat), 6863 nucleotides long. It is a transcript of the gene GCNT4, whose product is annotated as glucosaminyl (N-acetyl) transferase 4. Gene Ontology annotation, cellular component: membrane. Gene Ontology annotation, molecular function: acetylglucosaminyltransferase activity. The record is from RefSeq and is a predicted model, not a curated record. Lineage: Eukaryota; Metazoa; Chordata; Mammalia; Chiroptera; Rhinolophidae. The coding region runs from base 2374 to 3738 and encodes 454 amino acids. The transcript is spliced from 2 exons.
AGAUGAGAUACUGGAUGAGCAUGGCCAUAAAUCCAAUGUCUUGUAUUCCUUAAAGAGAAAUCUGGACACAGAGGAAACACAGGAAAAGGUCAUACAAUGACGGAGGCAGAAAACUAGAAUGAUGCAGCUGCAAGCCGAGGAAUGCCAAAGAUUGCCAGCAACCACCAGAAGCUACAGGAGGAGAAGAUUCUUCCCCUCAGGAGGAGCGCAGCUCUGCUAACCCCUGGAUUUCAGGCGUCUAGCCUCCAGAGCUGUGAAAGAACAAAUUUCUGCUGUUUUAAGUCACGCUGUGUGUGAUAAUUUGUUAGGGCAGCCCUGAGAAACUUAACAUCCUGAGAACGAUGAGCAUGAAGGCAGGGCCCAGGUGGCACCCCCAAAGUAGAGGCCUCUCCAUGUCCUUGGUCUCACCUUUCCGUGGCCUACCUAUAGCUUAACAAUAGAUCAUCCCCCUGUGGCUUAAGCUCGGAAUGUCCCCUGUCCCAUCCAGUUCCGUUUUAGAAAAUUACCCUGAAAUUUACGAUUAAUGCCCUUAGGCUUAUCGAUCACAAGCUAUCAGGCUAAUCCCAUCAUUGUUCCUGGGUUGCUGACUCCCCAUAGAAUCACGUGGACAGAGGGAAAGCUCCAUGCAGAGCCCUGGAACCAUCACGUAGCCUCUGGAGGAACGUCCAGAUUUUCCCUUAAAAACCCCAAGAUGGUCUGAGAAUGUUAAGACAGUUUUUGGAGGUUUUAACCUGCUGCCUUCUCAGACCACCAGUGCUCUGACAAUAAACGCUUAUUCUCUGACCCAAGUCCUGUGUCAUCUAUUGGCUGAGCGGCGUAGACAACACAGCCUGGGAUUCAUUUGGCCUCCGGUUUCAAGCAUGCUGUAGUGUUUAGCAGAGGCCUUCUGGGCCACCAUCCAGCCUUGGGCAACUGCUUUCUGAAGACCUGGGGUGCUGAUCAGAGCAAGGGAAGGGACUAACUGAAGGCAGUGGGUAGAGAGGACAGAAAGAGCUAAGUAUGGCCUGAGUAGAGAAUGCUCUAAAAACAAAGUUUACAGACUUUACGUUAAAGGGGUUUUUAAGGUCUCAUCAUAGAAAUAAUUUGCUUUAUGACAAAAAGGCUGAUCUGGGAGGUGGAGACAGUGGAGCGAGUGAGUGAAUGGAUAACUUUAUAAUAAAAUCUGCCUAUUUGGGAGGGAUUGUCUGUGUGUGGAUUUUCAUAGCACUCCUUAAGAUAACUGGAAACUCCAUGGUGUGAGCUGGGCUGAUGGACGGCUGGUGGGUCAUUUGGAUUCCUGUCCUGGAGGCCUGUUUCCUCAGUUGUUAAUGGUAUGGACACCGGAACAGACCACCUGGGUCUGAAUUUUGGCUCUGCCACUUACUGGCAAGUUAUUUCACCUCAUUUGACUUCCUCUCCUCAUCUGUAAAAUCAGAAUAGAAAUGGCACCUCGCUCAUAAGGUUGAGGAUUGAAAGAGUUAAUCUGCGUAAAUUGCUUAGAACAGGGUGGAAGAUGGAAAAUAGAAGCUUUAGCUGUGUUUAUCACCAUCAUCAUCAUCACCAUGUGCCAGGGAGGGACACCCAAGGAGUGAAUUAUGUGACCUUUAAUGAUUCUUCCAGAAAAAGGAGGUCCCACUAGGAAAAAGGAGAUGAUUGCAAAACCGACCGUUUGCUUGAAAAUAAGUCUGCAAAAUGAGUAAUGCUUGCUUCUCCUGAGCACAUGGAAUUUUCUAAAAGGCAGGGUAGUCUCAGAGACUCUUGAUCCUAGAAGUAAAGAAUAUGGGAUCCCUUGCGGGCUCCUAACCGGUUUACCCGGUCCUAUCUGGCUCUGCACCUAUCCGGCAGGCAUACAGUAGGUCCUAGUCAACAUAGACUGACAGAGGAAGGAAGAAACUAGCUGGGAUUGACUUUACUGGGCCUGCCCCAUAAGGAAGGCCCUAGGCGCCUCUGGCCAGGAAAGAAAGGGAGCGCCGCCCGGAGCGUCAGGAGUGCGGGUAUUAUUAGCACAGUUCCGAGCAUCCCUCCACGAAGUUGGCACAUUCACAAGAACCCGCUACGAAGGCCGAGUCGUAGAUAUUGCCCAGUUGGCUACGUAGGUGUGUGCUUUCUUGCAAUUUUGGGGUGAGCAGGGUUGGGACCGGAAACCGCGCCCACAAGGCCAGCCACCCUUACCUCUGCUUGAGGGUAAAGACGAAGCUUUAGUGUCUAUUUGAAAUGUAGGCACUGAUUGAAAAAUAACUUUGUACCCUAUUUAUUGGGCAUCAAGUUCCACCUUCCCAUGUUGCUCGUAGAUGACAUUGCUCCAGGCUGCGUGGGACACUCUCCGCAUUUUACCAAUCCGAGCGGGAGACUCCUGCUGGGCUGGUGCCUCGCAGAGCCCCGCCUUCGCAGAUAAUGAAGAUAUUCCGAUGUUGUCUUAAAUACCCUCUUCAGCAGAAAGUUUUCGUCCUGUUUUUAACCCUGUGGCUGCUCUCCUUGUUGAAGCUUCUAAAUGUGGGAAGACUCCUCUUCCCGCAAAGAGACAUUUACUUGGUUGAGUACUCCCUAAGCACCUCCCCUUUUGUAAGGAACAGAUACACCCGAGUUAAGGAUGAAGUCAGGUAUGAAGUUAACUGUUCGGGUGUCUAUGAACAGGAGCCUUUGGAAAUUGGCAAGACUCUGGAAAUCAGAAGAAGGGACAUCAUUGACUUGGACGAUGAUGAUGUGGUGGCAAUGACCACCGACUGUGACACUUAUCAGACCCUAAGAAGGUACCAUCAAAAGCUUGUUUCAAGAGAGGAGCAAAGCUUCCCAAUAGCCUAUUCGUUGGUUGUUCACAAAGAUGCAAUUAUGGUUGAAAGGCUGCUCCAUGCUAUAUACAACCCGCAGAAUAUUUACUGCAUCCAUUAUGACCAGAAGUCACAUGACACCUUCAAAGUUGCCAUGAACAAUUUAGCUAAGUGCUUCUCCAAUAUUUUUAUUGCUUCCAAAUUAGAGACUGUACAAUAUGCACACAUUUCCAGGCUCCAAGCUGAUUUAAAUUGCUUGUCAGACCUUCUCAAGUCUUCAGUUCAGUGGAAAUAUGUUAUCAACUUGUGUGGGCAAGACUUUCCUUUGAAGUCGAACUUUGAAUUAGUAUCAGAGCUGAAGAAACUCAAUGGGGCAAAUAUGUUAGAGACGGUGAAACCCCCGAACAGUAAAAUGGAAAGAUUCACUUAUCACCAUGAACUCAGACAGGUGCCUUAUGAAUAUGUGAAGCUACCAGUAAGGACAAACGUUAUCAAAGAAGCUCCCCCUCAUAACAUUGAGAUAUUUGUUGGCAGUGCUUACUUUGUUUUAAGUCGAGCAUUUGUUAAAUAUGUUUUCAACAACUCCCUUGUUAAAGACUUUUUUGCCUGGUCUGAAGAUACAUACUCGCCUGAUGAGCAUUUUUGGGCAACCUUAAUUCGAGUACCAGGAAUACCUGGGGAGAUUUCUAGGUCAGCCCAGGAUGUGUCUGACCUACAGAGUAAGACCCGCCUUGUCAAAUGGAAUUAUCAUGAAGGUCAUUUCUAUCCCAGUUGUACCGGCUCUCACCUCCGAAGUGUGUGUAUCUAUGGAGCAGCAGAAUUAAGGUGGCUUAUACAAAAUGGACAUUGGUUUGCUAAUAAAUUUGAUUCUAAGGUAGACCCUGUCUUGAUUAAAUGCUUGGCAGAAAAGCUUGAAGAACAACAGAUAGAGUGGAUCACUUUAUCUUCAGGAAAGUUGUUUACGGAUAAAAAUCCCACAAUCAUGUCAUGAUAGAAUCAUGAUGGAAAUAAGGUGUCUGAUAAACGGUGUUAAUAUGGAGUUGUAUACCAUACCAUGUCCAGUACCAUCUGAGCUUCACCUUAUCUGAAAGGUGUCUGAAAUUCCACACACAAGGGAAAGUGACCUAGCCUUUGGUGACAGUUAACCUGCAGUCGGUUGGGUACUUUUGUUUGUUUUUGCCUGUAAUCUCACUGAGCUAAAUCAGAGAUCUUAAACAAUCCUUAAAUAUUUAUUGAGCUUCUACUGUAUAUCAGGCACUUUUUCAGAAAUGUGCAUCAAUUAAAUCCAAGUUUUAAUGAGUUAUGUAGUGCCCUCAAGGGACUGUUUUACCCUACUCAUAUAGCAACCUUAAUAUCUUAAGUUCUCCAUAUAACAAUCAGGAUCCUACUGAAGAAGUUUUGGAGUGUGUGAUAAUCACCCAUAUAAACCACCCAUUGCAGAAUAGCAUUUAAGUACAGUGAUCAACACUCCACUUGUCUUUUAAUUGAACUCCCUGGAAUUUUUCUAACUAUUUUUCUAGAAUAUUAGAUGGAGAGACUCCACUACCUCAGAAGAGCUCAAAAGAUGUUCCAAAUUCCUGCUUGUCAGAGCAUAAUUUACCUCUUGGUGCCUCACUCAUUCAGUUCAGGGUCGGGGGAAACUCUGUGGGUGGGGCAUUCGUAGUGUCUGAAUGUUAGGGAGGUGGUAGGGGGUGGGUAGGGGGAUUGGGGCAGGCGGUGCCUGAGGAGGAGCAAACGUAUUUAUGUGACUUUCGCAUCAUGUUACACAGUGGUGUCAUCAUGGCCUCCUUUUUAAUUCAACUGUUUCUUUAAAACACAUUUACUGAUUAAAAAUGAGAACUGAUUAGUAGUCAAAUUGUUAUAGUCCAUAACAUGGAACCUAAGUCUUUCAGUUCAUAGAUUAUCAUUAUAUGUAAGUUUUUUUACAAUGGAAUCAGUAUAAUUUUGUUUUCUGGAACUACCAAGCUAAGAGUCUGAAUGUCCUCGAAAAGGUUAUAUGAACUAUAACAGCUUUCUAAAUUAAUUAUUAUGGUCAUUUAAAAUUUUUUCUUCUCCAACAACUGUCCAAGUGGAACCCAAACUUAAAAAUUAUGAAAGCUCUAAGUUCAUUGCAGUCUUUUUCUCAGCUUAGAUCCAGAGAGAAAAAGCUCAUUUUCCUAAGGACAUAGCAAGAAUAUUCAUUAAAGAUAUUUUGUGAAACCUACAUUUUACAGAACUACCAAAUACUUGUAUUUUAAUGUAACCAUGCUAUGCUGGAGGUGAACCUGGGCAGGAGCAGAGUUCUGAGAACAGGCUAUAACAUAUUUACUAUAUCUCUUGGGAAGUCAUGGAACUCAUGUAAAAAUUUCUUCGUAAUCUUAGGUUUCAAUGUCAGCCUCAGUAACUAAAAGACAUAGUGAUCAAGGCCAGUGUGAGACUGUUCGGAAGACUGAAGUAUUUGAGUAUUUUUUUAAAAUGUCUGUGUUCUAAAUGUCUGUGAAAUGAACGUUGUUUGUUUUAAAGCUCAUGAUACUAACUGCCAAGCAGCACCACUUCCCUCCCUUUCUUCUCUUGAACUCAUUUUUCUUCCUUUUCCCUACCCCCUUCCAAUUACUUCAUUCUUCAGAAAACAGCUAUUAUCAAGUCCCUGUUCUUAAAGAAAUGAGUAACUGUUGGACAGAGCUGAGUUCUGUCGAGCGUCCUUACCAGUCCACUAGUGUGUGUGACCGUGACAAGCUGGCCCUUUGGUUUCUGUCAGCCUGUUCCUGGUCGUUGAAGUGAGCACUUGGUUGCCUAUCCUGGCUGCCUCACAAGUUUAUUGUGAGAAUCAAUUGAAAUAGUGUGUGAAGUGGUUUGAACAUGGGGAUAAACUAUUGACAUGUCAGAGAGCAGUCUUGCUAUAAGGCCCACAUAGAUCCAACCCCAUGGUGAGACUGCACCAUUUACCUUUUCUGAAAACCUUUGAAAUAUAAAAAGAAGCCACAACUGUAGGGGCACCUUCUGUAACCCAAUCCAAGUAAGAGGAAACUCCAGUCACCACAUCGGUGGCUUUUUUCUAAGCCAAUAGGAUUAGGAAAUAGGUCCCGUGGCUUAGAUCAGGAAUAGGGGUGGAAAUAUUUUUCCUAUCAUCCAGGCUUAAAUAAAUACAGAAGGUCCUGGUGAAAUCUUGGUUUUAUGCCUUUGGUCCUCAGAGCAAAUGUAAAUGCUGAAAAAUAAAUGUUGACCUCCUGGUCCAGCAUGUUGCUUCCUGGUGAGAAAUGACUCUAUCCCUUGUUUAUUGGGAAAAUUCCCAGUUGUGAAUCAGUAAUGUCGUGUUCAAAUGAAACAUGGAACAUGAAGAGGUGGUAGUGCCUUCUUUUUCCCGUUGACAGACACACUUCUCGGGAUUCAAUUCCUAACCUUGCAGGGAGCUGCUCAGAACAUGCUUUUGCCUCAAGAACCCUGCAGAGUCCCUGCAUGCCUUCCAAACUGAUCCUUCCCUAAAGCCCUUCGUGUGAGUCCCUCUAGUAUGGAGAAUGGUCUGCAGUCUGUGUUUUAUAAUUAUUUGUUGCAUAGUAUUUAUUGAAUCUAGACUCUAAGUUGUUUGGUAAUGAGACCAGGACCUUGGCAUUUGUAAAUGGUAUUCGAUAAUAUUAAUAGUGAAAGCGCUACCAAAAUAUAUAUAUUAUGUGAACAAACUACUGUAAUAUAAUACUGUGUUGCUGCUAUUCUUAAUGUUCUGGUUAUUUUAAGUGAAAAAAAAAGAAUAUACAUAUAUAUGUAUUUAAAUUUGUAGAGUUAAAUUUGAAGAUUUCUCUUGCCUUCCAGAAUGUGAAUUUUUUAUAUUCUAUGAAAUGACAAUCUUCUUUGAGAAUGUAAAGUGAAUGUACCGUAUGUAUACACAACUGUUUUUGGUGGUGGUGGUGGUGGUGAGAAUGAUGAUGGAAUGAGAGUUUUGAUUUUUUUUUUUUUAACAUUUUUAUCAGCUGGUCUCUAAGUCUCGUGUGUGUGUGUGUGUGUGUGUGUGUAUUUUACUAUUUUCAAAAUAAAUUUCCCAUUAUGUGAGUUUUGAAUAGAUUGAUAUUGCCUUUUUGUAUUUGCUGCUACUAAAUGUUAACUCUCCCGUGUUGUAAAAUAAAAUAUGUUCCAAAAACCAAA